Messenger RNA from Penaeus vannamei (Pacific white shrimp), 2422 nucleotides. The record is from RefSeq and is a predicted model, not a curated record. NCBI's taxonomy places the organism in Eukaryota, Metazoa, Arthropoda, Malacostraca, Decapoda, Penaeidae.
CUCCCAGCCCAGCCCGCCGUCGCCCUCCCAAGUCGACUGGGGUUUGAGAGAAGUUUCGUGGGCGCCGCACAGGGUCCUGACGGAGCAGCUGUGUCACCUCACCAGGUUCUGGGAGUCCUCGGCGUCCCUCGCGCUCUCCUCCGCCACGUCCAAGUCCUGCCAAGUAGCGGCGACCCUCAGGACUGUUCCGUGUAAUGGCGGCAAAGGACGCACUCUGAGAGAAGUUUUGCAUUCACUCUCUGGCCAAAUCGAGCUCUUCUAUCUGGCCACGCACGCCGGCCUCCAGAGUCUGCGCUACUUCUGCUGCUUUGCGCCCCAGCCUGGACUGCAUCCGGGGCUUCAGGAGGACUUGAUUAGGGCUGUUGAUAAGGCCUACGAAACGCUGGUUGUGGGCGUAUGGCGCUGCUCGAGAUUAAACGCCCGUCUCCAGUCCGCCUACCAGACCACGCCCGAAAGCUUCCAUGAAAAUGUUCUGACGCCCACGCCCAUCAUCUUCUCGAUCGCCCAUGACUCCGAAGACGAGGACGAAGGCGAGGGAUGAGGAGGAGGACGUGUGCGUAGACGACGACCCCGACGAUCCUGACGACAGCAUGUUAGACGACCACGACGACCCGCCUCCGACCUCAUCGCUGGGAGACCCGCUGGAGGACGCCAAGACGCACUACCUCCGCCUGAUCGUCGGGGAGAGCAAGGGCAGAGGCUGGGGAGGACCUCAGAGCGUGGCAGGGGCCUCGGUGGUGACGACGACGACCUCCUCCUCCUCCUCUUCUUACUCCCCCACCUUCUCUCCCCCCUUCUCCUCCUCUCAGCCUCUCGCCCCGCGGGUGCUGUGGCGAGGAGCCCUCGAGUGUCCUUCGGGAUUCAUGCCUUUCCACAAACACCAGGAAGCGGCAGAGGAAGAGGAGGAACGCACGAGAGCGCAGGCCGCGGUGCAGGACGACCCCUUCGGCCAGGCCUGUGAUGAGGAGGUGUGGUCCUGCCUCGGGCCACUGGCCGGCGGGAGGACCAACCACGCAGCAGGAGGAAGGAGUAACGGCAGGACGGAGCCGACGGAGGAUGCGAGGAACCCGACAAGAGCUUCUUCAGCCCCGAAGGACAUGGAAGGUCUCCCGGCGCUCACGAGGAUCCGACCUUCGAAGGCCAUACAGCCCACGACGCAGAGGCCGACCCACCGCCUUCCUUCCCUCCUGCCGGAAUCCAAGCCAGUCUCCUUCUGCGACCCCCGCGCCGCCGCCCCGCCCUCCAUUAACGGCAAUGUCGCGGGGGAUUCCAUUCUCCUCCCUUCUGCAGGAGAAUCGUGGUCGUCCGCUUUCAGGCCGAUUCUCCCCCGUCCGGACGGCGGGGCCAAACACGUCCCGAACACGUCUCCGGGCGCUGGCAGUCUCGUCGAAGCCCCAGCCGCGAGUCGAGCCGCGCCUUCACACGUCGGGAUUCAGGGUCCUUUGGCGGACGGCCUGCAGGGAAACUCGGCAUUUUCUCGGGUCCUGCAGCCUACUCAGUCCGUUCCCUUUCCCCAGCCUCCUAAUCUUCCUCUUCCUCGACUUCAUCCCUUGCGAGGACCUCCUCUUCCUCCUCCACUGGCUGCCAAGACUAACAAGAGGCCAAGAUGUGUUGAUAAGGAGGAGUAUCACGAAGACGGCAGCGAGGUGGUGUCCACAACCACAGGCAGAGGAGGACCUGCGCCCGAAGGAGCCGGCGACGCAGUGGGCGGCGAGAAGGCCCCCAAGCGCGCCCGCCGUCGCCUGGAGGACCACGCCGCCCGAAUGCAGCAGCACUUUCUCUCCCUCGUCGAUGCCAUCAGCAGCCACUCCCUCGAGUCCUUUGAGACGAAGGGCGCCGGCAGAGGUUCUUCGUCGAAGACCCGAUUUAAGGACGGGUCUUCGGGGUCGGUUGGGGAGGUUGCCGGCGGGGGCAGUUCGACGCAGAAGGCUGUGAGGAAGCCGAGGUUGAGAGCGAGCCAACUCAGAAAGCGAGACUGAAAGCAAGACGGUACAGAAAGUUUGAAACCAAACCGGUAAAGGAAGUUUGAAACCAAGCUCGCAAAGAAAGGAUGCUUGAGGACAAACCAGUAAAGAAAGCAAGGUUGAGACCAAUCCAACAAAGAAGACGAGAUUGAAGUCAGUCCAGCGUAGAAAGCGAGAUCAAACCAACUCAGAAAAUGAGAUUGGGAGACCAAGCUAGCAAAGAUUUUUAUGUCGGAAAAAUGGUGCAUUAAUAGGUGAAAAAGAACAUUUCUUUUGGAUCCUAUGCUAAAAUGUUAUAAAGCUCAGUUCUGCAUCACUAUAUGUUAUCUGUUUUCUCUAGACAUUUUUUAUUUGUCUGGUGCUUGUUAUGCUUUAAUAAGAUUUUUUUAUACGAAAUUUUAGUGUAGAUGUUAAUGUUAUUUAAGCGUUUACUUUUAGUAUUAAACAUAACAUGGUUA